GAACAUCAAGAAUCCGGCCCGUGUCCGGGUUUCCGAAUACCCUCACCCCGACGUCGUCGACGACUGUGUGACCGAAACAACAAAACAUCAAAGGGUUAGAGCAUGCCUCAGUAACCUAACCAUGGGAUCCCUCCGAACCACAGUUGCCAUUCUUGGCCUGUGCCUAUUCUUGUUCUUCACCAAUGUCGCCACUGCCGAAAAAAUCAUCGAGACGCCACCAAUCAGUAUCAUGGAGGCCUUGGAGGGCUUGCCAGAAUGCGCUCUCACAUGCCUCGUCGACACCGUCAACUCCGUGGGAACAUGCGGCACUCUUACUCACCCCGUUCCCAACCUGGCCGACUGUGUGUGCCACAGCCAGCAAAUCAACGACGUUUCGGCCGCGUGUAUCCAUGGGGCUUGCACUGUGAAGGAAUCUCUUACCGCCAAGAACAUCACCUCAUACCUCUGCCACGAGCCCAUCAGGAAGAACAACACCAUCAUUCCCGUCCUUGCUGUGUUCCUCGGCCUUGCCCUGUUCGCAGUCGUUCUGCGCGUGCUGGCCCGUGUGUUGACCAGGGCUUAUUUUUGGUGGGAUGAUUUGUGCAACCUGUUCGCCUUCAUCGGUUGCAUUUGUUUCAGCACUCUCAAUUUCGAAUCGGUCAACCAUGGCUACGGUAUUGAUAUUUGGUUUGUCAAGUUUGACGAUAUCACCACGAUUUUGAGGUUAUUCUACGCCAACAUGUUGCUGUACACCGUUUCCCGCUUCUUUGUCCGGGCGUCCAUUAUUCUCUUCUACCUCCGCGUAUUCCCCAAGGACAACAAGCUCAGCCGCAUUCUUACCUGGACCAUGGUCUUCAACGUCGUCUACAACUUCAGCUUCUUGUGCGCCGUCAUCUUUCAAUGCCACCCCAUCAAGGAGUUUUGGUUGCAAUGGUCGGGAGAGACUAAAGGCCACUGUAAUAACGUCCCGGCAAUUGUCUGGUCAGCUGCCGCUACUGGUAUCAUCUUUGACGUUUGGUUGCUUGUCUUGCCGUUCCCUCAGCUCUUUGCUCUCAACCUCCACUGGAAGAAGAAGAUCAUGGGCUCUUUGAUGUUCAGCGUUGGUGCUUCUGUCAUGAUCAUCAGCUUGAUCAGACUCAAGACCAUUCCCACAUUCACGAGGGCCGAGAACCCAACCAAGGACAUUGCCGAUCUUUGCAUCUGGUCUGGCGUCGAAAUCGACGUCGGCGUCAUCUGCCCCUGUCUUCCCAGCAUGCGACUGCUGUUCCGCAAGCUGCUCCCCAGCCUCCUCGGGUCAACAAACAAGUACGAGCUCGAGCCCGUGUCGGCCAGCGCCAGCACCGCCAUCAACAGGAGUCUUGCCCGCAAGAGCAAGCCCAUGUUCAACGAGCCCACAACGACGGACCACGGCCACGACGGGUCGUCGAUAGGGACCAAGUUUACGCAUGAUGAUGACCACCCUUCGCAGCGGCACGGUGCGAGUUCCGAGAGUGUUACCGAGUUGGUUACUGACUCGGAUGAGGAUUUCAAGAAGAUGGGGUCCAAAGUAUGAAAGUUACCUUGUCUACGAAAAAAGUGCUGUUUUAAGCGGGGUUUUGCUUGGGAGUUUUCUUUUUCUUUUUUUUUUCUUUCUGUC
Molecule: messenger RNA, 1615 nt
Organism: Neurospora tetraspora
Lineage: Eukaryota; Fungi; Ascomycota; Sordariomycetes; Sordariales; Sordariaceae
Exons: 6
Coding region: 122-1531 (469 amino acids)
Source: RefSeq, a predicted model, not a curated record